Messenger RNA from Puntigrus tetrazona (Sumatra barb), 1952 nucleotides. RefSeq names its product potassium channel subfamily K member 13-like. The record is from RefSeq and is a predicted model, not a curated record. Lineage: Eukaryota; Metazoa; Chordata; Actinopteri; Cypriniformes; Cyprinidae. Gene Ontology annotation, biological process: stabilization of membrane potential; potassium ion transmembrane transport. Gene Ontology annotation, cellular component: membrane. Gene Ontology annotation, molecular function: potassium ion leak channel activity.
CACACGUGUUUUGGACUGAAGAUAUCGGACAUCCUCAGCAGUCACUGUGAUCUGAUCUGAUCAGUGCGCGCGGAGCUCCAUCUGAUCCGUGCGCGCGCGCUUCUGGAGAGGUUGGGGUCCCAGUCCACCACCGCGCUCCAGACCAAAACGCAUCAUGAUCCGACACAAACGGGACUUUCGGAGCACAACACUCGCUUCUGAGAUCGAGGUCUCCGAGGCAUCCGGACGCAGAGCUCCGAAGGGAAAAAUGCAUGCUCCACGAUGAACUGGGAUGUGGUGGUUCACCUUCCUGUGAAAUAAUAAUGGCUUGCCGGGCUGGGUGCUGCUGCUCCAGCGUCGGUUCUCUAAACGAAGACAACGCCAGGUUUCUCAUGCUGGCUCUGCUGAUCAUCAUCUACCUGUUGUGCGGGGCGGCGGUGUUCUCGGCGCUCGAGCAUCCGAAGGAGACGCUCGCCAAGGAGAGGUGGGCUCAGAGGGUCGAGCAGUUCGCCCGCAAGUACAACCUGAGCCGGGACGACCUCAAGAACUUCCUCAGGAGCUACGAGGAGGCCAAUGUGGCGGGAAUCCGCGUGGACGCCACCAGACCGAGGUGGGAUUUCGCGGGAGCUUUUUAUUUCGUCGGAACGGUCGUUUCAACCAUCGGUUUCGGGAUGACGACACCCGUCACUAUCGCCGGGAAGAUAUUCCUGAUCUUUUACGGGCUCAUCGGCUGCGCUGCCACCAUUUUGUUCUUCAACCUCUUCCUGGAGCGAGUCAUCACGGUCAUCGCCCUCGUGUUGAAGUCCUUCCACGAGCGCAGAGAGCGCCGCAAAGCCGGGCCGCCCCAGGACUGCCGGCGCCCUCCAGACAGCGAGAGCGGCGCCACGGACAGCUUAGCCGGCUGGAAGCCCUCGGUGUACUGCGUCAUGCUCAUCUUAGGAGCCGCCUCCAUCGUGGUCUCCUGCUGCGCCUCGGCCAUGUACUCGGCCGCCGAGGGCUGGGAGUACCUAGACGCCCUCUACUUCUGCUUCGUGGCUUUCAGCACCAUCGGGUUCGGGGACAUGGUGAGCAACCAGCGGGAGGCUUACAGAGCUCCAGCGGCCUACAGGGUGGGCAACUUCCUGUUCAUCCUCACCGGGGUGUGCUGCAUCUACUCGCUCUUCAACGUCAUCUCCAUCGUGAUCAAGCAAGUCCUUAACUGGCUCCUGCGGAGGCUGGAGGCUCCCUGUCGCUGCCCGGGACGAGGGAACCGGCAUCCGCGGAGGAACGUGGUGGUCCCCGGCCACAUGAGGACCAGGCGGGACAACUCCAUCGAGACGGACGGGGUCAACGACAGCGAGGCGGACGGACGGCGGAUGUCUGGAGAGAUGAUCUCCAUGAAGGACUUUCUGGCCGCUAAUAAAGUGAAUCUGGCCAUCAUGCAGAAGCAGCUGUCGGAGAUGGCCAACGGACAUCCUCGUCAGUUAGGAAGCGGCUCGAGACACAACGAGUUCUCCGGAGGGGUCGGAGCGCUGGGAAUCAUGAACAACCGGCUGGCGGAGACGAGCGUAGACAGAUAAAUACGCCGUUUAGACGUGUGAAGUGACCAGAGCACCUCCGAAGUGCGAUCAACCAAGACUGCAGCUUUGGGUCGCGUUCGCUAAUACAUGUCCUGUACAUCCACGGCAAGGUUAACUUGAAAAUGUGUGUACCACGGUUAUUAUAAUAAUAAAAAAAAACACUUUUUAACAGAAGUAAAGUUAAAUAGUAAAAGAAAAUACUUUUUUCAGCUAGAUUCCAAAUCAGCAUUUAUUUUCAUUUAGUUUUAUUUGAUGAAUCGAAUGAAAUAAAAUAAAAUUAAUAACAUUUUACUAGAAAUGGAAAAGACAUAAGUAAAAAGCAUCUUUAUGACUGUGUGAUGUGCUUGUGCUAUUAAAUAUUUUAAAUAUCUAAGACAAGAUAUUAAAAUAUGUAAUACAUACUGCUGUUCAACA